ACCACCCUUUUCACUCCUUCUUCGUGUCCUCUCUUCUCUCUUUCCCAACCAACCUUCCUUCAAUUUCCUUACUAUUUUUUUAACCCAAUUCCCAGGUACCCUGUUUUCCUCUGUUUUCCCCUGUUUUUCACAUUUUCAUCACAAUGUCUCCCUCAAGUGUCUGCCAAGGGUUGCAAUCUUGUCUCGAACCCUGCGUGAUGGAGUCACGUGUUCUCAGGCUCAAACUAGCAUUACAACAUGGCUCCAAUUUUUCUGACCCCUCCACUGUCUCACCCCUCACCAACCAUGAAUGUGACAAAAACGACACAAAUUCAUCCAACCUUGGUAGUGGCUGGGGUUUCCUUCAAACUCUCCAACACACUUCUCACUGUCAAAAGAAAACAGAGGACAAAGUUUACAUCCACCCCACAGUUAAACGCUCUUCUUCAUUUCUCAACGAAAAAAGCUUAGAAAUGUGCACCGAAAGCCUUGGCAGCGAGACCGGUAGCAAUGCCAGUGAAAGCAGUGAUGGAAUGUCUUUGUUUUCCUUCGACACCAACACUUGCUCCACCAAAUAUACUACUACUACUGAUAUUACUAAUGCUACUGCUAUCACUGUUACUACUAGUGUUACAAGUUGCAAUUCGAAGCGAGUGAAUCGUGCUUGUAAUCUUCCACCACCACUUACCACAAUAACUGAUUUGGGAGGGGUUCAAGUUAGGCCUCGUCGCGAAGGUGGAAGGCUAAUAUUGGAAGCCGUUGCUUCUCCUUCCCCUCGUCCUUAUUUUCAUGCAGAGCGUGGUGAUGGCAGGCUUAGGCUGUGUUUGGUUGAGAGUUUUUCAGCCUCUGAUUGUGAUGAUAAUGAAGAAGGUGUUGAUGAGGAGGAAGAAGAAGAAGGAUGUGAAAAUGACAAAAAGGAAGAAGCAGUAGUAGAAAAAGGGUGUGGUGAUUUGGACAGUGGGGCAGAGGAGGAGUGUGUGGAGAACGUGGAGGAUGAGAUGGAAGUGAAAAUGUUUGCAAGACCAAGCAGGUGCAAGGAAAGUGGGAAAAUAGAUAUUUUUGUGAUGCCUUGGCUAAAUUGUUUGAGCCUCCCUCUGUUUCUCUCUGUCUCUGAAUACAAUUUCGUUUACUAAUACUCACUUUCCUUGUAUUUUCUUUUCUUUUAGGAUUCCAACAUUCCUGCUUCGUAUUUCUCAAUGUUCUAAUGCUAGUUAGUUAUUAUAGUUAUUGGUUAUAUUGGACAUCGUCCUUUGUGCUGCUUGUUUCUGUUUCUGUU
Messenger RNA from Cajanus cajan (pigeon pea), 1255 nucleotides. NCBI's taxonomy places the organism in Eukaryota, Viridiplantae, Streptophyta, Magnoliopsida, Fabales, Fabaceae. The record is from RefSeq and is a predicted model, not a curated record.